Brassica napus (rape) is the source of this 4071-nucleotide messenger RNA. Its product is annotated as L-ascorbate oxidase homolog. Bases 133 to 1800 code for a protein of 555 amino acids. The record is from RefSeq and is a predicted model, not a curated record. Gene Ontology annotation, molecular function: copper ion binding; oxidoreductase activity. NCBI's taxonomy places the organism in Eukaryota, Viridiplantae, Streptophyta, Magnoliopsida, Brassicales, Brassicaceae. The transcript has 3 exons.
UCAUUUAACAAUUGAAGAACAAAAAAAUCAAAAAAACAAACCCUAAACCCAACAUACACUAACCCAUUCGUUUUCUAACACUUGAAAACAAAAAUAUCAUAAACUUUGUUAAUCAUAUAAGGUUCAUUAUUAAUGAAGGGUGGGGUUAAACUAUGGGCACUGUGCCUAUGUCUGGCGAUGACGACCGUCGUGAUGGUCCAAGCGGAGGAUCCUUACUUUCACCACGUGUGGAACGUGACGUACGGAACCGCAUCUCCUCUCGGUGUUCCACAACAAGUCAUUCUCAUCAACGGUCAAUUCCCUGGUCCUAACCUCAACUCAACUUCUAACAACAACAUCAUCGUUAAUGUCUUCAACAACCUAGACGAGCCUUUCCUCCUUACUUGGAAUGGAAUCCAGCAUAGGAAGAACUCAUGGCAAGCAGGGACUGCCGGAACAAUGUGUCCCAUCCCACCGGGUACUAACUUCACAUAUCAUUUCCAGCCAAAGGAUCAGAUCGGUAGCUACUUCUACUACCCUACCACGGCAAUGCAUCGUGCCGCGGGUGCCUUUGGUGGCCUCCGUGUGAACAGCCGUCUUCUUAUCCCGGUCCCAUAUGCUGACCCUGAAGAUGACUACACUGUCCUUAUCAACGAUUGGUACACCGAAAGCCACACUCAGCUCAAGAAUUUCCUAGACAGUGGCCGUACUAUUGGCCGUCCAGACGGCAUUCUCAUCAAUGGUAAGGCAGGAAAAGGCGACGGCUCUGACCAGCCUCUUUUCACACUGAAGCAAGGGAAAACCUACAGAAUUCGGAUUUGUAACGUGGGUCUCAAGGCAUCUCUCAACUUUAGGAUUCAGAACCACAAGAUGAAGCUUGUUGAGAUGGAAGGCUCACACGUUCUCCAAAAUGAUUAUGACUCACUUGACGUUCACGUUGGUCAAUGCUUUGGCGUGAUCCUUACGGCCAACCAAGAACCUAAAGAUUACUACAUCGUAGCUUCCACAAGGUUCUUGAAAAACGCUUUGACUACCACAGGGCUUCUCCGCUACGAGGGAGGCAAAGGUCUUGCCUCUUCUCAGCUACCAGCGGCUCCCGUUGGCUGGGCUUGGUCUUUGAACCAGUUCCGCUCUUUCAGGUGGAACUUGACAGCCAGCGCAGCUAGACCUAACCCACAAGGCUCUUACCAUUACGGAAAGAUUAACAUCACUCGCACCAUUAAGCUUGUGAACACUCAGGGCAAGGUCGACAGCAAGCUCAGAUACGCUUUGAACGGAGUCUCGCACAUAGACCUCGAGACCCCCUUGAAGCUCGCUGAGUACUUUGGUGUUACCGAUAAAGUUUUCAAGUACGACAGCAUUUCCGACAACCCUACCUCGGAUCAGAUCAAGAACAUAAAGAUAGAACCCAAUGUUCUCAACAUCACUCACCGCAACUUCAUCGAAGUCGUAUUCGAGAACCACGAGAGGAGUGUCCAGUCUUGGCAUUUGGAUGGCUACUCCUUCUUCGCUGUAGCGGUUGAGCCAGGAACAUGGACACCAGAGAAGAGGAAGAACUACAACCUUCUAGACGCAGUGAGCAGACACACAAUCCAAGUCUACCCCAAGUGUUGGGCUGCAAUAUUGCUCACAUUCGAUAAUUGUGGGAUGUGGAACAUUAGGUCGGAGAAUUCUGAGAGACGGUACUUGGGACAGCAACUCUACGCAAGCGUCUUGUCGCCGGAAAAAUCCCUCCGGGACGAAUACAACAUGCCGGAGUCAAGUCUCCAAUGUGGUCUGGUCAAGGACAAACCUAAGAUCAACCCCUAUGCUGGAGCCUAAUUUUUUUCUUUAAUUAAUACUUUUAUUUAACAAACAAAAAGAGUUUGGCUUUUCUGUUGUUGAAGUCAGUUUCGAACCCGAACGGAUUAACUUUUUUAAAAAAUGUUUUUGGGGUCUUUUAAUUAUUAAUUCAAGUUAUUAAUCUGACUCAAACAUAUGCUAUUCAUAUAUAUACAAUAAUGUAUGUAUGUUUAUCCCUUCAGUUUGUCGUGGUCUUCUUCUAUACACGAUGAAUUAAUUAGACUUUGACAAUUAAAUUAAUUUAUUUUGGCGUUUUCUAUUUGUUUUUUCAAUUUAAUCGUAUUCAACUUAAGCUUAUUAAUUAACUAAUGAAAUGAGCAUAAAAUGAUAUAUGUUUUUUUUUAUCAUAAAAAAAUGAUAUAUGUUUUGGUACCUAGCUGAUGAUAAGUAUAUUAUUUGAUAAUACAUUACCGCAAUGUUUUUCUUUUCUUCACCAAAGUAACUACUAAUAUUGAGUUCAUUAAAAUUUACGUUAUAAUCAAAGGAAAUUUAAAAUGUGCUUAUAUUUUUGUCAAAAAUAUGCUUAUAUAUAUAAUUAUCGCAAUUAUACUAGUACUUGAUAGAUAAAAUUUGUCACUUCAGUACAAGAUAGGGUGAUCACAUAACAGAUAAAAAAAAUAACGUGAAAAUAAUGUUUUGUACUGAAAAUCACUAUAAAAAAAUUUACAAGUUUUUUUGGUAAUAAUUAUUUACAAGUUUGUAAUAGUGAUAUAUCUAUAUAUAUAUAUAUAUAUAUAUAUAUAUAAUUAUGUUUUGUAGUAAGUGAAUGAUCACGUUAGGACAGGCCACGUAGUAUCGAACUAUCGAUAUCGGGCCGGAAUCAAUAGGGCUGUCACUAGGCCUAGAGUAUCAUCACAAAAUAUCAUAAUCACCGCACAAUAUUCAAUCAUAUACAGAAGUUGCAUGGGAUCGUCGUGUAUGAAAAAUAAAUGGAUUGAAAUACAAUAGCGUGAUCCGGAUUGUAAAAAGAAAACAUCAAAUAAUUUGUCGGGAAAUUAUAUAUAUAUAUGUGAAAAUAGCCAAAUAGAUUAGGGACAUUGAUAUCACAGGCUUGAGAGUGGAGCUGACAAGGAUCUUGACGUGAACGUGCAUGUGCAGCACAGGUGAAGUGAAACGGUAAAAAAAGAUUUUUUUGAUUUCUUAUUUACUAUUUCCACUGCUCUAUUUGAUCUUCAAGUUCAACCAUGAAUAUAUACAUAACUAGCCUGUAUAGCUAAUGUAAUGGUUAGGGAUGGUUUGUUGAUCAGAAAGAAAUUAAACUAUUAUUAUCUUCUAAAAUGCAUAAAAUCUAAUUGUUAAGUCUAAAAUAAACUGUAAUUAAUUAGGAACAGAAAGAAUGUUCGUACGAGUUAUAUUAAUUAUAGAAAUGGCAGUGGAGAUUAGGAAGGAAAUGUCUCAUUCCAAUAUGUCCCAUCCAACGUGGCAGCGAAAGAAACACAAAAUAAAUAAUUUGAUAAACUGAAAGAAAAAUAUCAAAGUGAGAAAAAGGCAAAAGUGUCAGCCUUUCGUCCAAUCUUUUGGGUUAAACUUCCUGCCUUCUCCCCUCCCUCAUUUAUUUCAUUGCGUGCUUCUUCUCAUUUCUUAUUUAUUUUUAUUUAUUUAUUUGUUUAUUUAUUUAUUUUUACAUUACUUUCAAUUGAAGUAUUAUUGUUUGAUUAAUCAAUAGUCUUUUUAUUUUGGGUUAAUCAUAGUGUUAGUGUAAAAGCAUCUUUAGUGAGAAUUCUAAGCGAAAAUUUCUCAAAUGUAUGUCUAGAAUUCUAUUAUGGGUAUCCCAAAUCCAUUAAGAAUCUCAAAUCCAUGAAGUUUUUUAGUUCAAUAUUUGAGAUUUGGAAUUUUGAAAUGGGGUCUUAUGGAUUUUGGAUACAAAAAGCAUUAUUUUAUUAUUUAUAUACUUUAUUGUUUUUUUUUAAGAAACUUUGUGAAAACUUAUUAAUUUUUUUAUUAAUAAUGCUCUGAGUAAUACUAUGAACUUUGAUAUUUUCUGGUUAUUCCUAUAUUGUAAAGCUGGUAUAUAUAUAUCUCUGUGUUGGUGUUAUCUCGUACAGCGUACUUAUUUAUGGUCGGAUUUAUAGAAAGCAGAAGAAGUUUCAGUCACUAGAACUUCAAAUACCAUCUAAAAAUCUUUUUUAAGAAAUUGAAAUUCUGAUAUUUUAAUAAUUUUCUGGCGGGUAAAAUAGUCGAAUAUAUAUUAAACAAAUACUAUCUAUUGAUGAGAUCAAAUUGAUUUACGUGGAUGAUUGAAUGUAAUGU